Perca flavescens (yellow perch) is the source of this 1961-nucleotide messenger RNA. It is a transcript of the gene ccdc24, whose product is annotated as coiled-coil domain containing 24. NCBI's taxonomy places the organism in Eukaryota, Metazoa, Chordata, Actinopteri, Perciformes, Percidae. The record is from RefSeq and is a predicted model, not a curated record. The coding region runs from base 78 to 1853 and encodes 591 amino acids. The transcript has 9 exons.
AUAUCUCCUCCUAGCAACUGGAACGUUUACCCUGGAUACCUCAGACUUGGGGUGUUGCAGUUAAGAUUAUCAUUCCUAUGCAGUCUCACGAUGGAAACCAGCUCUGGCGUCCUGGCCAGUCCCUGUGGAGCCUGGUCGCUGAACAUGUUCCUGGGUCAGAGUUGCCAAAGAUCCAAGCAGCACUGGGCCACUCCCUGGUGGACAUGUACACAGAGGUGCACACUGAGAUGGAGAUGUGGCACAAGAUGUGGCAAGAGAGCCAGCAAGGAAACAAUCGCAGCAGGACAGGGACCCCGCUCCCACGUCAGCAGGCCUCCCCUCUAGCCGACCCCCCUGCCGUCAAAGAGCUGGUGAGAGCCGAGGUGAAGAUGUUACUGCAGACUCUCAGCGAGAGAGCCAGCAGGGAAGGGAGAGAUGGCGAGGAGCUCCUGUUUCGGUACAAACCUGAGACGGUGGACUACGCCCUGAGUCACCUUGACAGCUGUUACAGAAACUGUACAAACCCUGAAAAUGCUAACAACAUAAGCAGACCGAGCUCUCACUGUUCAGUCCAGUCUAAUACUGAAGAUGAGAUUGAGGCAAUGAAAGACAAGUUGAAUGUCAUUGACAUUGACCAGGUGGUGGACCGCCUCAGGUCUAUCCUAAUGGAGGAAUGUGAAGCAUUGAACAGGCUGGUGAAGCAUUUCAAGGGAAAUAUAAAACACAAGUGUUGGAGUCAAUGGGAAUUUGAUCAAUCAGAACCUACACUUGCAGAUUUGAAAGAGCUAAGAGGAGCUAUACAAAUGGACUUGGAUCUUUACCCCUCUUCGCUUGCUACUUUACCUUCAGCUUCCUGCCCUCUCCCUUUGAAUCAAUUGAAAAACAGACUGUCAGCAGGACAAAGGGUUUCUGAUGAGACUCUGCGAUCUUUAAGCGCUACAUCAGCCCUAAGACCACAUCCACCUCCUCCUCUGUGCCAUACUAAACCCAGGCCACCGCUCGGGGGUCCUCCUAACAAGCCAUCUGCAUCAGUUAAACUCGUUAACAGUUUAUCACCGUCUAGGACUCAUGGACACCAUAGAAGCACAUUAGCCUCCACUGGAGCUAGGAAAACACAAACACCUAUCUGCAGCAGGAUCGUCACUUCUGGGCAAGCAAACCACCAUGUCCUCACUUCAAUCCCAGGGCCUGGCAGUGACCAGAUGACGGUUAAAACCGUACACCAUGACAAUCUUUCCUCAGAGCAAGAUGGUGGUGGUCUCCACUGCAUGACCCCAACUUCUAGUCCAAGUUUUCAAAUAAAACCUCCAAGAAAGUCACGCAUCCAUGAAACCCAUUUGUCAUCCUAUCGCAGUGUUCACAGCCUGAGCGGAAAGUGUGAUUUGUCACCACAGAUGAAGAGAAAUGGCAGCCCGGCCUGGAGGUCAAGAAACAUCAAUACUACCCCCUCAACCCCUAACUUGGAUGCAGGCAGUAACAGCAGCAAUGCUGACCAUCCUGUGUCAACGACUGGGAAAUCAAAGACACAAAAUGAGCGACAGAAUAGUACCUGUGGAGGUAGUUUAGUGUCAACAACAGUGCAGACAUAUAAUGACAGAAGGAAGAGUACUUCUGAGAGGUUUCAGUCUGAAACUGGGAGCUCUUCUGCACAUACUGGCAGUAGGAACAGCAACAAUGGAAUGGAUAGAAGUACAAAUGGUCAUCUUGGUAAAGACGUCAUCCAACAGCAAAGCCUAGUAGCCACAUGCACCCAUCCAGCGUUGAUACGGAUAAAUGGACAAUUCUUUACUUCCCACAAAAGACCACUUGAGGGCACCACAAGUCAGCAAAUCAGCGAGUUUUACCAGCCAGUCCCUCCUGCAAUGUCAACUUGAAGUCAGCCACAGACCAGAGCAGAAAGAUAGUCUGGUAGUUAGUGCCAUUGACCUGUUGUAUUAAGAAAAAAAGGGAAGAAAAAUAAAGAUAGUAUGUUGCAGCAAGAA